AUGUCAAAUUCGAAAUCAAAUAUAAAGCAAAUAUUCGAUACAAAGUUACCACCGGAAUGUAUACUACAGAUACUGGACUACAUCUCUUUAAUAGAUUUAUCUACAAUCUUCUCCUGUCUUCUAAUAAACAAACACUGGUGCGCAACAACAAUUGCAGUCCUCUGGAGAAAUCCUUUUCGUCUAUUAAAGGCACGAAGAUCGCGGUCCGCGACAUCAGUACAAGAUUGGCGUAUACGAGCAGCACAUCUUUUUGAAUCCUAUAUGUCAUUUUUGGAUAGCGAAGCGCGAGCUCAAUUAAGACGAGCACCAAUAAAACUACUCGCAAAUCGAACAAAAAUAUUAAUGAUUCAGCCGCCUAAAAGUCCCCAAAAUAUUAUUAUCGACUAUGUCUCUUUCAUGGAUGACUCAAUUAAUUGUAAUGAGAUUUUGGAUGCGGCUCAUUGUUGGGUGCUGUUAUUGAGAACUAAGAUGGCGGCAAUUGAAACGAAUUUCGAAAAAGUUAUUUAUACUGGAAAAUUAAUGCCAAAAUUAAAAUCAGAAAUUGUAAUGUACCCGGAAGGAGAACUAGUUGAGAGUAAUGAUAAUUCAGAUAAUAGCAGCAAAAGCCACGUUUUCAAUUAUAAUAUUAAUCGCGAACAAUCGCAACAACGGCAGAAACAAGAAAUAGAGAAAUUUCAUCCUGAACCAAUCAUUUCUCGAGUUCUUUGUGAUUUCCUAGCAAGACGUAGUCCUUUGCUUUCAAGACUUCGAUGUGAUCUUGAAGAUUGGCAAACUCGGGAAUUAAAUCGAAAAUUUGAAAUUUAA
Messenger RNA from Ambispora leptoticha, 804 nucleotides. NCBI's taxonomy places the organism in Eukaryota, Fungi, Glomeromycota, Glomeromycetes, Archaeosporales, Ambisporaceae. The record is from the annotation of a GenBank genome assembly.